AUGAAAUUUUCGGGCUUGCAUCACUCGUUCUGCAGCAGGAAAGGUUCUAGUUCCUUUAACGAGGCACGGGAAGCUGGAUUUAGUGAGGAGAAAGGAACUCUAGGUGACAUAUGGGAAACUAUAUCACGCAGUGAUCUUGUAUUGCUGUUAAUUUCUGAUUCUGCACAGGCAGAUAAUUAUGAGAAAAUAUUUUCCCACUUGAAGCCAAACAGCAUACUUGGGCUGUCCCACGGUUUUCUUCUUGGGCACUUACAGUCAAUUGGACUUGAUUUUCCCAAAAACUUCAGUGUAAUUGCUGUGUGUCCAAAGGGGAUGGGCCCAUCUGUAAGGAGGCUGUAUGUACAAGGCAAGGAGAUAAAUGGUGCUGGAAUUAAUUCAAGUUUUGGAGUCCACCAGGAUGCGGAUGGCAGGGCUACUAAUGUUGCUUUGGGGUGGUCUGUUGAUAACAGAGUAUUGGUUCCUGGUGUUGUACCUACAGGUGUGGUUGGAGUAAUGGUGGAAGGUUGGUGA
Molecule: messenger RNA, 510 nt
Organism: Lathyrus oleraceus (garden pea)
Lineage: Eukaryota; Viridiplantae; Streptophyta; Magnoliopsida; Fabales; Fabaceae
Product: ketol-acid reductoisomerase, chloroplastic
Exons: 2
Coding region: 1-510 (169 amino acids)
Biological process (GO): L-valine biosynthetic process
Cellular component (GO): mitochondrion; chloroplast
Molecular function (GO): ketol-acid reductoisomerase activity
Source: RefSeq, a predicted model, not a curated record